Messenger RNA from Solenopsis invicta (red fire ant), 3207 nucleotides. RefSeq names its product eukaryotic translation initiation factor 2-alpha kinase (gene PEK). The coding region runs from base 286 to 3147 and encodes 953 amino acids. The record is from RefSeq and is a predicted model, not a curated record. Lineage: Eukaryota; Metazoa; Arthropoda; Insecta; Hymenoptera; Formicidae. Gene Ontology annotation, biological process: protein phosphorylation. The transcript is spliced from 13 exons. Gene Ontology annotation, molecular function: ATP binding; protein binding; protein kinase activity.
AUCUUCCAAAUUAUUUACCCAUGACUAACACCCAAGUGUUACCUAAUGCGCAUACACAGUAUUACGGCACAUACGGUAUAUGUUUCUGUGAUCAAAACAUCGUCAUCAAUUCGAUGUGUUGCUCCGACCUGCUCCGACCGCGGACGUGUCCAGAUGUGUCAGUCAGUGUCAUGCGAUUUAUGCGCGUUUGUCAAUCGUUUUCAACAAUAAACUUAACACAGUGAAAAAAGUUUAUACAGUAGCGAUGCUACAGUGCAAACACCGAUCGGCUUCGUAGAUAAAAAAAUGUUUCGUUCAUGGCGACAAAUAUGUUUCUAUUGUUUGGUUCUAAUCACGAUUAUUUAUUCCUUCGUCUCCGCUGAAGAUACGUUAAGAUUAUGUGGCCAAAAACUCGAGCAUACACGCAGUUUGGUAUUUGUCAAUACAUUGGAUGGAAAGAUAUCAGCCCUUGAUGCUGCCAACAAUGGGCAAAUACUAUGGACCUUAGAGCCUCCAGAUGGACCAAUGUUAUCAUCCAGUAUUCAUCGCAAAGAACUUAACAAUAAUGGACAAUGGGUACGGCUGAUCCCAUCUUUGAAUGGUGGUUUAUAUAAAUUUGAUGGAGAAAACUUGGAAACAGUGCCAUUAUCAGCAGAUCAGUUAUUGCAUUCUUCGUUUCAUUUCUCUAAUGAUUUAGUCUUUUCAGGUGGUAAAGAAUUACAUUCUUAUGGUGUAGUAGUGGAUACAGGGGAAAUUUUAUAUGACUGUAAAGUGUCUGAAUGCAACAACAACACAGAUCAUCAAUAUGAAGAUCGAGAUGUACUUAUUAUUCAACGUUUUCAACAAACUGUAAGAGCUGUAGAAGCUCGUACAGGUAGUGAAAGAUGGAACUUCAGCGUUGGACAAUAUGAUUUAGAAUUAAUACCUUCUGAUGUUUCUUGUUCCAAUAAAGACACUGCUCCAGACAUAAAAAUCAAUGUGGUUAUUCCAGAAGGUUUGAUUUGGGGUGUCGAUAAGAAUAAUCCUAACAUUAAAUUGUGGCAACACAAGUUUGAUUCUCCAAUUGUUAAAAUAUGGCGCGAGGACGCAUCCAAAAUUUCUAUAACUUCAGGGCCAUUGGAAAAAGUAGAUUUAUUUGAUGGCUCUCAGUGGAUCUGGGGAUCAGAAUAUUCUACAAUUAAACCAAGUUUAUAUAUAGGCAUGCAUGAAAGACAAUUAUAUGUGCAAGAAAGUCACUCUGACAAAAAUUUAUUUGAUUUGAAACAUGGUCAACACAUAAAAUAUCCAUGGCAGCCAUAUCCAGCAACCACAACUGCUAUUAUAAAUACUUUACCGAAUGAGAAUGAUAGUAAUGAAGCUUCUACUAAAUCAAAUGAAACACAAAAUGCAAUUGCAUUGUCUGUAUUGUACAAUUCAGAAUAUAUUAAUGGUAAUGGAUUUUAUUUAUAUUCAUCAAAUCAAUUAACUACCAACAAGCAAUGUAAUCAUAGCAAUUCUGAUAAUUUACUUAUCUCCACGAAAAAACCCAUGUUAAUUUAUACUCAAGAGGAUAAUGUUGUACCUGCCCAAGUUGUGAUGUCAAUUUGGUAUUGGUGGAAAGAAGUUUUAUUACUUACGAUUACAACUGCCGUUUUAUUAAAUUUUAUGUCACGGUCAUUUAAUAUAAGUGCAUCUAUUAAAGCUACCGUACUUCCGCUUCCGAUAAUUGAAGGGCAUAUAGAAACCAAGAAAAGUGAUACAACUAUUAAUGAUGAUGAAAAUGUGAAUAACUUUAAAUCGCGUUUUCUAACGGAUUUUGAGCCAAUUGAUUGCUUGGGAAAAGGAGGAUAUGGUGUGGUUUUUGAAGCCAGAAACAAAAUUGAUGAUUGUACAUAUGCUGUUAAGAGAAUUGCUUUGCCAAAUAGUCAAGAUUCAAGAGAACGUGUCAUGAGAGAAGUAAAAGCCUUAGCUAAAUUGGAACAUGCCAAUAUUGUAAGAUACUUCAACGCUUGGUUAGAAUGUCCUCCUAGUGGAUGGCAGGAAGAGCAUGAUCAACAAUGGACUGAUAAACUGAAGUGUUCAACUGAUUUUUUUUCAGAAAUAACUCAGACUGAGACUAAACCUAAUUAUUCUGUGUGCAUUGAUGUUUCACAAACUCAGUCUUCUAUAGAAAGUGCAUGUGAAGCUUUAAAUUUGAAUAAUGUGAAUGCAAAUGAUGAUUCAUAUAUCACAUUUGAAAGAUCAAACGAGAAGCAAUAUGACAACUCAAUUUGCAUCAACACUUACAAUACUGAUAAUUCCUUGUCGAGUACGACUGAAAAGGAGUCUAAUGUUAAUGAAACUGAACAUUCCGAAAGUAUUGUGUUUGAAGAAACUGAUAAUAAUGUUGAGGCAGAAAAGAAAGAACAUAAACGUCAAAAAUCGUUUACUUUAGACUUAAAUAAAAAAUCAAACUCGCGAAAUUCGACGAAAAUGUUCCUAUAUAUACAGAUGCAAUUAUGCCAAAGACUUAGUCUGAGAGAAUGGCUAAAGCAGAAUACAGUAAGAGAUGGUUUUCUGAUACUAAAUAUUUUUCAACAAAUAGUGGAUGCUGUAGAGUAUGUACAUCUGCAAGGAUUGAUUCAUCGAGAUUUAAAACCAUCGAAUAUAUUUUUCGCUUAUGAUGAUAAGAUAAAGAUCGGUGAUUUUGGUCUCGUGACUGCGAUGACUGAGGGUUGCGAUAGAGCUCACACACCCGCAACUGAAAAUGAGAAUGUUUCUUUCAAAAACACCAUACAUACCGCAUGUGUUGGUACACAUUCAUAUAUGUCACCUGAACAAAUGAACGGCCAAAUUUACAACUACAAAGUGGAUAUUUUUUCUUUGGGAGUAAUCUUUUUUGAGCUUCUUAUACCAUUUUUUACUGACAUGGAGAGAGUAGAGGCGCUAUCAAAUCUAAAAAAAUCCAUUUUUCCGAAAGAUUUUGCGGAGAACUAUCCUGCUGAGUAUAAUUUGCUCAAAAUGAUGUUGGAUGAAGACCCCACUAAACGACCUACAACCUUAGACAUCAAAGCAAAACCUCCUUUACAGAAUUAUAUAGAUGAUAGACUUCAAUGGCGUUCAAAAUCCCAUUCGUCACAACUGACUAGACAUUCCUCUAUAUCUAGCAGUAAUAGUAGCAGUAAUGAUAGCUUUGAGGUGCUAAUAUAAGUUGUACAAGUUACAAAUAUUUUUGACAUUCUCUUAUUGAGUAAAAAGUUGUUUAAUUUU